AUGGAUACCAUGGAUACCGAAGAGCCGACUGUGUUACGGAAGGACCAGCUGGAGAUCAGUUUGGUCAAUGAAAAGAAGCUCAUUAAGGAGGGUACGAUCAAGGAUGAUAACCCUUUGGAUCUCAGUGAGCCAUUUCGUCAGCUUUGCGGUGCUUGCCGUCAGGGCGAUCUGAAAGCUUGCCAGGAGAAAAUCACCGACGGCGUCAAUGUCAAUGCCCGUGAUCCUUAUGAUUACACUCCAUUGAUCCUAGCCAGUCUAUGUGGCCAUUAUGAAGUCGUACAGCUGCUGCUCGAGUCCGGUGCACUGUGUGAGCGUGACACUUUCCAAGGAGAAAGAUGUCUAUACAAUGCCCUAAAUGACCGGAUCCGAAACCUCCUUCUCGAAUACGACUACUCGAAAUCGACAGACCCUCUGCAACCGCUCGCCGCGCAUAUAACAUCCCUAUUAACACGAGAGUCUCCUGUGACAACCGAUAUCGUGGUGACUGCCUCCGAUCAAUCUUUACACCUGCACAAAUUCAUUCUCGCUGCACGUUCCCCAUACUUCCAUGGAAAGUUGGCAGCGGCCCCAGAAUCCGCAACAUGGAAGCUUCCCAGUACAAUUCCACCAGAGGCAUUUGGUGCCGCGAUAAAAUAUCUCUACUUUGGAGAAGCUCCUCGGGACUUGAGAAGUGGUCCAGGAACUGGCUUCACCGAGUCGGAAACAUUUGCUGGAGUGGACAAAGUCUCCAAAUACCUGGAAAUCCACAGUCUCCUGGAUAGUAUCCUAGACAGUGGAGACAAGAGACGUGCCCGGCAACGGAGAACCGACGAGAUCUCCAAGGGUCGGGAUCAAAUGGAACAAUGGUUCCAGACGAACGUCCUAGGCAACAAAAUGGAGGUAGAAACUUCCAAGGUGAACGAUGUGAAGUGGGAUCACAAUAACACAAUCUUCGCCGAUGUUCUUCUCAGGGCCGACGAACUCCCUGAAGAAGAGGAAGAUGAAGCUGAACCCCAGGUCAGCAAUGGAACACCUAGCUCGAUCCCUAUCGGCCCGACAGCUGUCGCGGAUGAGAAAACUGGCCAAGGAUCAAAGUCAGUUGUGUUCCCUUGUCACCGGGCGAUGCUUCUGCGAUCCGAGUUCUUCCAGACUAUGUUCACAUCUGCCUUCCGCGAAGCUCAUUUCAAAGAGCACCUGACAAUUAUUGACAUUGAUUGCUCACCGGAGGUUUUGGAGAUCAUUCUUACAUUCUUGUACACAGAAAGAGCUGAUUUUCCUUUGGAAAUUGCCGUCGAUGUGCUCUUCGCGGCAGACAUGCUCUUCAUUGAAAAGCUGAAGACAAAGGCUGCGGUGGUCAUAAGUACUCUGGGAAGUGCUGGAAUGUCGCAAGCGGAGGCUGCAAAGACCCGCGGAACUACCGACGAGGACGACAUUGAUAUCUACUCGAUUGUACGAGCUGCGUGGUUAACACGCGUGCAGCGACUGGAAGAAUUCGCUGCUCGAUAUCUCGCAUAUCGCCUCGAAGCUCACAUCGAUUCUCCCGAAUUUGCGGAAUUGAUCCAAGAAUCUGCAUCUCGUAUCAAAGCGAGACAAGAGACCGAUUCUAUCGAAAUGUUAGAUGAUAUCCGUUUCUAUCUUGGAGAACGGUUCAGAUUGAGAUUCGACGAUGCGGGUCUUGAGGAGAUGAUGGAUGAGGAGGUGCCACUGGAGGUUGAGGAGGAUAUCACGAAGCUUGCCGAAGGUGUUGAAGCACUGGAUGUUUCCAAGCAGUCAGCUCCAAUUGCCGUAAAACACAUGCUGCAGCAGGCGCCCGUUCUGGAACUUCGAACUCUGGACGGUGCAAUCGUUGAAGAUGAAUUCGACGAAGAUGCGAUGAAUCAUCAGAUCUUGCUUGAGAAACUGGAUACUCUGCUGGAGAAACUCAAUUUGGAGGCUUAA
This is a messenger RNA of Penicillium nucicola, 1917 nucleotides long. Its product is annotated as ankyrin repeat and BTB/POZ domain protein. NCBI's taxonomy places the organism in Eukaryota, Fungi, Ascomycota, Eurotiomycetes, Eurotiales, Aspergillaceae. The transcript has 3 exons. The record is from RefSeq and is a predicted model, not a curated record. Gene Ontology annotation, molecular function: protein binding. Gene Ontology annotation, cellular component: ubiquitin ligase complex; cytoplasm. The coding region runs from base 1 to 1917 and encodes 638 amino acids.